ACCCCCGCCGGCCCCGAACGCCAUGAGCCUGGGUCUCCGCCGCGCCCGCUCCGCUCCGACCGCCGCCGCCGCCGCUAAGGCCCCCUUUGAUGCCGCAGAGCUCCCCCAGCGCCGCCGCCACCGCCUCCGACAUGGACAAGAACAGCGGCUCCAGCAGCUCCUCCGCCUCUUCGGGCAGCAGCAAAGGGCAACAGCCGCCCCGCUCCGCCUCUGCAGGGCCGGCCGGCGAGUCUAAACCCAAGAGCGAUGGAAAGAACUCAAGUGGAGCCAAGCGUUAUAAUCGCAAACGUGAACCUUCCUACCCCAAAAAUGAAAAUUUUAUCAACCAGUCCCGUCGCUCCAAUUCACAGAAAAGCAAAACUUUUAAUAAGAUGCCUCCUCAAAGGGGCGGCGGCAGCAGCAACAAACUCUUUAGCUCUUCUUUUAAUGGUGGAAGACGAGAUGAGGUAGCAGAGGCUCAGCGGGCAGAGUUUAGCCCUGCCCAGUUCUCUGGUCCGAAGAAGAUCAACCUGAAUCACUUGUUGAAUUUCACUUUUGAACCCCGUGGCCAGGCAGGUCAUUUUGAAGGCAGUGGACAUGGCAGCUGGGGAAGAAGGAACAAGUGGGGGCAUAAGCCUUUUAACAAGGAAUUGUUUUUACAAGCCAACUGCCAGUUUGUGGUGUCUGAAGACCAAGACUACACAGUUCAUUUUGCUGAUCCUGAUACCUUAGUCAACUGGGACUUUGUGGAACAAGUGCGCAUUUGUAGCCAUGAAGUGCCAUCUUGCCCAAUAUGCCUAUAUCCACCUACUGCAGCCAAGAUAACCCGUUGUGGACACAUCUUCUGCUGGGCAUGCAUCCUGCACUAUCUUUCAUUGAGCGAGAAGACCUGGAGUAAAUGUCCCAUCUGUUACAGUUCUGUGCAUAAGAAGGAUCUCAAGAGUGUUGUUGCCACAGAAUCACAUCAGUAUGUUGUUGGUGAUACCAUUACAAUGCAGCUGAUGAAGAGGGAGAAAGGGGUGUUGGUGGCCUUGCCCAAAUCCAAAUGGAUGAAUGUAGAACAUCCUAUUCAUCUUGGAGAUGAACAGCACAGCCAGUACUCCAAAUUGCUGCUGGCCUCGAAGGAGCAGGUGCUGCACCGGGUGGUUCAGGAAGAGAAAGCAGCACUAGAGCAGCAGCUGGCAGAGGAGAAGCACACUCCCGAGUCCUGCUUUAUUGAGGCAGCUAUCCAGGAACUCAAGACUCGGGAAGAGGCUCUGUCAGGAUUGGCUGAAAGCAGAGGGGAGGUCGCUGGUGUCGUGGCUGCUCUGGAACAACUGGUGCUGAUGGCUCCCUUGGCGAAGGAGUCCGUUUUUCAACCCAGGAAGGGCAUGCUGGAGUAUCUGUCUGCUUUUGAUGAAGAGACCACAGGAGUUUGUUCUCUGGGCUCUCCUCCUCGUCCUCUUGCUCUCCCUCUGGUAGAGGAAGAGGAAGCAGUUUCUGAACCAGAGCCUGAAGGGUUGUCAGAGGCCUGUGAGGACUCGGAGUUAGCAGAAGACAAUCUUGGAGAGGGGACCAUUUGUACCGAGUCCAGCCAGCAGGAACCCGUCACCAAGCCAAGCAUCACACGCCUGAGCAGCUCUCCUUGUUACUACUUCUACCAAGCGGAGGAUGGGCAGCACAUGUUCCUGCACCCCGUGAACGUGCGCUGCCUCGUGCGGGAGUAUGGCAGCCUGGAGCAGAGCCCUGAGAAGAUCUCAGCCACGGUGGUGGAGAUCGCUGGGUAUUCCAUGUCUGAGGAUGUGCGACAGCGUCAUAGAUACCUCUCUCACUUGCCGCUCACCUGCGAGUUCAGCAUCUGUGAACUGGCUCUGCAGCCUCCUCUGGUCUCUAAGGAAACCCUAGAGUUAUUCUCAGAUGACAUUGAGAAGAGGAAGCGGCAGCGCCAGAAGAAGGCCCGGGAGGAACGUCGCCGAGAGCGCCGGAUUGAGAUGGAGGAGAACAAGAGACAGGGCAAGUACCCAGAAGUCCACAUUCCCCUUGAGAAUCUACAGCAGUUUCCUGCCUUCAAUUCCUAUACCUGCUCCUCUGAUUCUGCUUUGGGUCCCACCAGCACCGAGGGCCAUGGGGCUCUCUCCCUUUCUCCUCUUAGCAGAAGUCCAGGUUCCCAAGCAGACUUUCUGCUGACCCCUCUGUCACCCACUGCCAGUCAGGGCAGUUCUUCAUUCUGCGUUGGGAGUCUGGAAGAAGACUCUCCCUUCCCUUCCUUUGCCCAGAUGCUGAGAAUUGGAAAAGCAAAAGCAGAUGUGUGGCCCAAAACUGCUCCAAAGAAAGAUGAAAACAGCUUAGGUCCUCCUGCCCCUGUGGACAGCGAUGGGGAGAGUGAUAACUCAGACCGUGUUCCUGUGCCCAGUUUCCAGAAUUCCUUCAGCCAAGCGAUUGAAGCAGCCUUCAUGAAACUGGACACGCCAGCUACUUCAGAUCCCCUCUCUGAAGAGAAAGGAGGAAAGAAAAGAAAAAAACAGAAACAGAAGCUCCUGUUCAGCACCUCAGUCGUCCACACCAAGUGACACUACUGGCCUGGCUACCUUCUCCAUCUGGUUUUCUUUUUUCUGCGCUUUUGUUUUGCUGCUGUAAUUUUUAAGUAUUUGAGUUUGAACAGAUUAGCUCUGGGGGGAGGGGGUUUCCACAAUGUGAGGGGGAACCAAGAAAAUUUUAAAUACAGUGUAUUUUCCAGCUUCCCAUCUUCACACCAAAAUAAAGUAUUGACACUCAGAA
Molecule: messenger RNA, 2736 nt
Organism: Eubalaena glacialis (North Atlantic right whale)
Lineage: Eukaryota; Metazoa; Chordata; Mammalia; Artiodactyla; Balaenidae
Gene: RNF10
Product: ring finger protein 10
Exons: 17
Coding region: 90-2528 (812 amino acids)
Biological process (GO): positive regulation of myelination; positive regulation of transcription by RNA polymerase II
Molecular function (GO): transcription cis-regulatory region binding
Source: RefSeq, a predicted model, not a curated record